This is a messenger RNA of Lachnellula hyalina, 921 nucleotides long. It is a transcript of the gene TAN1, whose product is annotated as tRNA acetyltransferase. Bases 1 to 921 code for a protein of 306 amino acids. NCBI's taxonomy places the organism in Eukaryota, Fungi, Ascomycota, Leotiomycetes, Helotiales, Lachnaceae. The transcript is spliced from 5 exons. Gene Ontology annotation, biological process: tRNA modification. Gene Ontology annotation, molecular function: RNA binding. The record is from RefSeq and is a predicted model, not a curated record.
AUGAAUUCAAACAAACGCAAGGAAAGGCCAAUUGCUAUUGAGAAGGGUAGAGUAGCAAAGAGGACCAAGGGCGGAUCCGGAGGAAAGUGGCAAACUCCACAUCAGCAAGCAAAGCUAGCCUCUAUUCGUGGGCGUGGAAUAAUCGAGCCUGGAGAUGUUGGUAUUUGGGCAACAUGUGCGAGAGGGCAGGAAGGAAAGGCAACGGUAGAGCUUCGCAGCCUACUGCACAAAUUUGCUGAGAAGUUUUAUGGCAUCGUUGGUGAAGCAGAAGAAGACGAUGAGGAGGACGAAGAUGAUCUUGACAUCGAGGCCGCCAUUCAGAAGGAGGCCGCAGCCAUUGAAAAUCAGAAAGGGAAACCUAAACUUUUCACCACGGCCCGCCUUGACAUUGAGUGUGUCUUGUUCGUCAAAGUCCGCCCGCCCAUAGAUCCAGUUGACUUCGUUCAUCGGAUUUGCAAGGAGGUAGCGUUAAAGCCAGAUGCUGCGGGGACGAGAUACAUUAAUCGACUAACGCCAAUGACUAUGAUCGGGAGAGCAACUGAGAAGGGACUUGAGGAAGUGGGGAAAACUGUGCUUGGAGAAUACUUUGAGCUGAACAAGACCACGGAAAAUUCCGAGGAUAACGGAGAAAUCAAAAAGGAAGAGAAGCCAGAACGAACAAGCUAUUCGUACGCUAUUCGGCCUACCAUACGCAACCACAACACUCUCAAGCGAGACGUGGUAAUAAAACAGAUUGCUUCGUCAAUCGCGGAUGUCCAUAAAGUUAAUCUCACUAAGCCGGACAAGGUCAUUUUAGUCGAGAUCUAUCAGACAAUAUGCGGAAUGAGCGUUGUAGGAGAUGAUUGGGAGACACUCAAGCGAUUCAACUUGGCUGAACUCUCCAAACCUAAAGCUUCUGUCGAGGCUGAAUCUAAAGCUUGA